Molecule: messenger RNA, 3564 nt
Organism: Psilocybe cubensis
Lineage: Eukaryota; Fungi; Basidiomycota; Agaricomycetes; Agaricales; Agrocybaceae
Exons: 8
Coding region: 1-3564 (1187 amino acids)
Cellular component (GO): cytosol; ribonucleoprotein complex; nucleus
Molecular function (GO): mRNA 3'-UTR binding; poly(A) binding; poly(U) RNA binding
Source: RefSeq, a predicted model, not a curated record
AUGCCCCUCCCUUCUACUCCCCCCGCUGUCCCUGACUCGGAGAAUAUCAGGCGUCCUUCUGCUCUUCCUAACGGCGGUGCCACUGGCGGCCCCGCCAAGUUGGGCGCUCCCUCCUUCGCUUCUGUCGUUUCCUCCUCCAGCGGUCCCCGGGCAACAGCGAGGUCCCCUAAAGCCUCUAUUUCUCCCCUACAGCACAAACAGAAACAAGAACAUGCACACUCUUCAGCGCCUUUGCCUUCCAAGCUCAUCAACAACGCAAAUCCAACCAGCACACUUUCUAUCGCUUCUACCAACGGCCAUGAUGUGGACAGCCCAGCUCUCACUUCGUCAUCUCGGUAUCAUUCUCCUAUGACCAGCCCCGCUGGUUCUAAAGGUAACGGCGGGAACAAUGACAACAGUACUACAAGCAGCGACACCCGUACCACCGACCCAACCAACACAGGCAUACCUUCCACAGAUCUACCCGAGCGCAAAGACGGCGGUGCUGAAACCGCCGUCGAAACGCACAGGUUGAAUGAUUCUGCACCAUGCAUGAACGAUCUUGUUAAUAACGGGAACAUGCCAUCCGACGCUAAUUCGAAUCAACUCAAACCGCCCUCUCGUGGACAAUGCGAGAACGGAAUCUCUAAUGGAUUCCAGACUACGGCGAUGAGCGAAAUGUCUGCUCUUGAGAGGGAACAGCGACACCAGCACGAGAUGGAGGCUUUGACCUCUUCUAUGCAUUUGGGCCUCCGAGUCUCCAAUUCGAUGGAUAACGUCAGCGCCAAGACUUUGUCUCCUCUUCCCUUGUCGGUGCCCCUGAGCACUUCGCCUUCUCAGCUCAAGCAGAAUGGACAACCCCAGUCGCAGGCACCUUCAGCUCCAGUUCAUUCCACCAUCCCUCUACCAGAUAUUGAAGAUGGUGACCGAACGGCCGACGUCGACGCUCGCCAACUUCAACAUCUGGCUCAGCACCAGCAAAUGCGCGACCGCGCCAACGAGUCUGAACCAUAUGCUGGCUCGAUCGACCUCACCAAUCUUACCGUUCCACCUACCGUCCAACAACGUUCGGUAUCACUCGGGUUACCUUCCUCACAGUCUGAGAAUUUUUUGUCCACUUUUGAUGCGACCUCUCCUGGUGGAUCCUCUCCUUCGUCUUCCACGUUCCCGACUUCUGCAUCGGAUCCAACCUUGGGUAAUGCAGGUCAGAAGACUCCGAACGUUUACAUCAACGGACUUCCUCCACACUUCCCUGAGGAUCAGUUGUUUGCUCUGGCGUCCCCCUACGGCGAAAUUAGAAGUGUUAGGACGUUCACGAGGCAUGUCAGGGACAGUGAGAGUGGUUACGGUUUUGUUCUUUUUGAAACCGUAGAGGCUGCCGAGAGGUGUAUCGUUUCUCUACGAAGUUAUAGAAAUCUUCAUCCGACAUUCUCCAAGCAAAUCCACAAGAUCCCUGGGACAACUUACGCCCAUGGCAGUUUACCGUCUUCCUCCUCUUGGGAAGGCCCUGGACUUCGCUCUGGGACAAAUUCAUCCGAGGGUUCCUCUACGGGUGCCUUGAGCGCGGACGCCUCUUUCAAGGCUAAGAUGGAGAGUCUUCAGGAUCCUACGAGCACAAACCUUUACAUGGAAGGACUUCCGUUAAGCAUCGACGAACCUACUCUCGCUGCAUUAGUCGCUCCGCAUCGAAUCAGUAGCAGCAGAUUUUUUCAGACGAGGCUCAGUAACCCGCCGAGGAUCAUUGCUUUCGUUCGACUUGAGACGAGAGAAGGGGCCGAGGAGAUCAUUGAGCGUCUUCAUGGGCGAAUGGUCCGCGGGUGGAACGAUACAGGGAGCAGAAUCUCCGUCAGAUUCGCUGAUACAAGUGAACAGCGCGAACUGAGAAGAACCGAACGCGCGGCUCAAGAAGGCGACGGGUCUCCAGCUCGUCUUACCAUUGCACAAGCGGCGUUGCUGAAUCUCCGAGGACAAGAGCUGAGAUCCACGAAUAGUGGUCCUGUUAUUCAUGCUCAAUCUCGACCCCCCGUGGGGCGCAUCCCCUCAGCUACCAGGCAAGGGAUACCCACCUCGGUCUCAGCGCCUGAUUUCGCAACGAACGCGCAUCUUCCACCUGUCAUUGGAUCUUCAUCCAACUUGGAAGUCGAUUACUCGUUAGCCCCUGGACGUGGUGGUCACGGUGUCCAAAAUCUCAGGUCGAUAUCCCCUUACGAUGCCCAGUUUGCGGCUCAACCUCAGCUUGGGCAUGUUCAGCCUUCUAUGCCGUCUUCCCUGGACCCUACAAUGUCUGCUCUCUUGGACUCUCUUGGGCGUAAUACCGUUCCCUAUCAGGAUGUCUCUGGCGGGUACAACAAUUACUCGACAGAUGCCAAUUACGUCCACGAUCAGCGGGGGCUUCAGCACCAGCAACAUCCCAUGGUAGCUUCUCAGAGUAUGGACAAUCUUCAGCAUUACUCUCGCCCCGGACCGGUGUAUACUCGCUCAGGGUAUACCCCCACCGAGGAGUACAUCAUGCGUGCCCAUGCCGAGUCGGCGGCUCUUGCGUCUCAGGCCCAGCAACAGCAACAUAUGCAGGCUGAGAGAAGGAGACCUGCGCCAUUGGACCUGGGAAGACAACGAGUUGGCGAUGAAGUCCACGAUGACGAUGGAGCGAAUAUUGCUGUUGGUGUUCGUGGGUACCGCACUCAAGCCUCGAUUGGACGUCUUGGUCAGGGUAUGCUAUCUCCUCCAGCAUCUGCUCCUUCUUUACCUUCGUUGGGUAUGACCAAUGAGAUGACUGAAGACGAGUUCCACGCGUCGGCUUCUGCUACCCGGAAUGAUUAUAGGAGCCACGCCAGGUCGUAUGGGAAUGACAAUGUUGACCAGGACGAAGACCAGUUCGGAAUCAAUUCGCCGUCGAGCGCUAUGAACACGAAACACAACCCCAACAUCCAUCCUGCUCAUGUGAACGCGCGCCUUUCUCGAGAGCCUGUAUCUGCGCCUGCGAAUUACCCCGUACAGAGGCCUCCUAUACCCCUUUCUCCCUCUCUCGUGUCUCCCUCUUCAAACCAGGAUUCGUCUAGCCUCAACGAUUUGCUGAAUUAUCAGCAUGCCGCGGCGCAUAUGCGUUCGACGACUUUGCCUCAACAUCGCACUUCGUCGCUGCGUGAUAGGCAGCAGAGAGGUCACUUCCAGCAUAACAGCAUGAGCAUGCCUGCUCAGAAUUUGAGGACGCCGCAGCAUGCUAGCGUCGCUACUCUGUCUGGGACUCGCGGGAUAGAUGGUGCUACUACAAGUUCGACGAUAUUUGAGGGAGAGGUGCAGGACCAUCAGCAAUCUAAUAAUGCGUCGAAGCCUCAGUAUCCCAACUCGCCCAUGUUCGAUUUGGAUACGGCUUCAUCGUCUCCUUCGCUCAUCUCCCCUACUCUUACUUAUUCGAGUCAGACGCCGUCAACGCUUAGCCCGGCUACCCCUUUCUUUGGAUCGUUCAAUAAUCAAGCUGAAGGCGGGGAUAAGGGUCAUGCGAUGGACCAUUAUCAGCAGAAGAAGAUGACCCCGCCGAGCAAUAUGACACCUAGUUCUCUUAGGAGUCUUACUGGAAGCCGUUGA